This is a messenger RNA of Myotis myotis, 5662 nucleotides long. RefSeq names its product 6-phosphofructo-2-kinase/fructose-2,6-biphosphatase 1 (gene PFKFB1). The transcript has 14 exons. The record is from RefSeq and is a predicted model, not a curated record. Gene Ontology annotation, biological process: fructose metabolic process; fructose 2,6-bisphosphate metabolic process. The coding region runs from base 222 to 1637 and encodes 471 amino acids. Gene Ontology annotation, molecular function: 6-phosphofructo-2-kinase activity; fructose-2,6-bisphosphate 2-phosphatase activity; ATP binding. Gene Ontology annotation, cellular component: cytosol; 6-phosphofructo-2-kinase/fructose-2,6-biphosphatase complex. Lineage: Eukaryota; Metazoa; Chordata; Mammalia; Chiroptera; Vespertilionidae.
GCACCCAAGUCCCCACUGCUACAUACAGGACCAAAGGCAGGCAAGGACUAGGAAAAAGGAGAGGAGGCUGGAGACAGGCUGCCAGAGGGCUCAGCUCACUUCCCUGUCCCAACGCUGUCCACCUACUGCUGUGGCCACAGCAACAGAAGAGACAGUUAGCAGGACAGGAAGUGAGGCCCGGUACCUUGUGGACAGUGGUGUCAUUAGCUGUGACAUCUAAGAUGUCUCGAGAGAUGGAAGAGCUCACCCAAACAAGGUUACAGAAGAUCUGGAUUCCACACAGCAGCGACAGCAGUGGGCUGCAACGGAGGAGGGGCUCAACCAUACCCCAGUUUACCAAUUCCCCCACAAUGGUGAUUAUGGUGGGUUUACCAGCUCGAGGAAAGACUUACAUCUCUACGAAGCUCACCCGGUAUCUGAACUGGAUAGGAACACCAACUAAAGUGUUUAAUUUAGGCCAGUAUCGACGAGAGGCAGUUAGCUACAAGAACUACGAAUUCUUUCUUCCAGACAACAUGGAGGCCCUACUUAUCAGGAAGCGGUGUGCUCUGGCAGCCCUGAAGGAUGUUCAUGAUUAUCUCAGCCGUGAGGAGGGCCAUGUUGCGGUUUUUGAUGCCACCAACACUACCAGAGAACGACGGUCACUGAUUUUGCAGUUUGCUAAGGAACAUGGUUACAAGGUGUUUUUCAUUGAGUCCAUCUGUAAUGACCCUGGUAUCAUUGCAGAAAACAUCAAGCAAGUGAAACUCGGCAGCCCUGAUUAUAUAGACUGUGACCGAGAAAAGGUUCUGGAAGACUUUCUAAAAAGAAUUGAAUGCUAUGAGCUCAACUACCAACCCCUGGAUGAUGAACUGGACAGCCACCUGUCCUACAUCAAGAUCUUCGACGUGGGCACACGCUACAUGGUGAACCGAGUGCAGGACCACAUCCAGAGCCGCACAGUAUACUAUCUUAUGAACAUCCACGUCACACCCCGCUCCAUCUACCUAUGCCGGCAUGGUGAGAGUGAACUCAACCUCAGAGGCCGCAUUGGAGGUGACUCUGGCCUCUCAGCUCGGGGCAAGCAGUAUGCUUAUGCCCUGGCCAACUUCAUUCAGUCCCAGGACAUCAGCUCCCUGAAAGUGUGGACCAGCCACAUGAAGAGGACUAUCCAGACUGCUGAGGCCCUGGGCGUCCCCUAUGAGCAGUGGAAGGCCCUGAAUGAGAUUGAUGCGGGUGUCUGUGAGGAGAUGACCUAUGAAGAAAUCCAGGAACAUUACCCUGAGGAAUUUGCACUACGGGACCAAGAUAAAUAUCGCUACCGCUAUCCCAAGGGAGAGUCCUAUGAGGAUCUGGUUCAGCGGCUGGAGCCGGUUAUAAUGGAGCUAGAACGGCAGGAAAAUGUACUGGUGAUCUGCCACCAGGCUGUCAUGAGGUGCCUCCUGGCCUACUUCCUGGAUAAGAGCUCAGAUGAGCUGCCGUAUCUCAAGUGCCCUCUGCACACAGUGCUCAAACUCACACCUGUGGCUUAUGGAUGCAAAGUGGAGUCCAUCUACCUGAAUGUGGAGGCCGUAAACACACACCGAGAGAAGCCUGAGAAUGUGGACAUCACCCGAGAUCCUGAGGAAGCCCUGGACACUGUCCCUGCCCACUACUGAGCUCUCUCCAGGAAGUCAAACUACCUCUUUCCUGACUGUCUUCCACCUUUAGAAGCUUCUAUCCUUGCUCUUCUACACUUAGAAGACUUUGGAUUUGGUCUCACUGGGAGACCCUGCUUCCAAUGAAGAAGCCCUCAGCAGUUCCAAAACAGAUGUCGAUUUCUAGCUACAACCAAGGGGCUGUCUAGCUCUGGAUGAAACUUUUUCCUUAAUUUUCAUUCUCUGAUCAAUGAAAACUUCUCUUACUGCCUCUAAGAGGGGAGAGGUGGUCAUUGUGAGGCUUCUCCCACAGGAUCAUCUUAAGAUCCUGACCCCGCAAAGUGGCUCUGGUGCUGUGGGGAUGUGGAAUGGAUGAGAGCUUCCUGGAGGAAAGACUUCUGGGAGGAGAUAGGUCUCUGUGUCUGCCUAUGGGCUUUGUUCCUUGGUGGGCAGUGUUCCUGGGCCACGACACCAUCAUCCCUAUACUCAGAGAAGCUGUACUUGGACCACAGUGCUCCUGUCUUCUCCAACUCUUGCUGCCAUUCUGAGUGUUAUCACUGUCCAUGUAAAUAAUCCAAAGAAUACCCUAAGCCUCCCAGUCCCCCUCAACUCCAUGACCACCCACUCCCUGGACAUUGGCACCAUGUAGACUUCUCCCCAGUGUGACUUCUUAAAUACAUGCAUCCCACUAUCUGACCACAGACCCACAGUUCUUACAACUUUCUGUGUCAUGCACAGGAUCUCUAGCAGCGUGCCUUCUAUACAGCAGACAUGCACAUAGUAUUUCUGGCCAGGUACCAGUAACCCAGUGCUGAAAAGACAAACUUAUACAGUAUUUUCUGGUACUCUAGCCCACCCCACCUUCUCAGGGAUUGCCUACUUCAGUCAAUUCAUGACUAUUCUUUUUCUAUCUCCUGUCCUUUUCUAUUGGCUUUUGCCCCGACGGUCUCUGCAACAUGGUCAGGUCUCUCUCCUAUCCCAAUAAAACUCUCCCUUGUUCCUGUGUCACCCUCUAAUUACCGCCCCCCCCCCUCCAUUCUUACACAAACAUCUCAAAAUGAAUGUAUAAUUACUGUCCAGAACCUUCUCCCUGUGCAUUCUGUUCCAGGCUUUCCCCCUCCAUAUCUUUGUUCAUAUUCCUGCCAUGCUUUCCCCAGGUCUGUAUCCCACUGAAGUAAUCCUUUCCUUUUAGCCAAAAGCUGGACUCCACAUUUCCCAAAGAGCUAUGCCGAUCUUUAGCUCUUCUAUGAACUCAAAAUGUCACUCACAACAAUUAAGCAUAAUAAAGAAAGAAAACAACUCCAGUUCAUUUUGCAAAUUUAAUGGAACGCUGAUACCAAAGUACAACAACAGCACACAGAAAGCGAACAAGAAAGCAGGACUGGCAACUGGAUUUUUCAUAGCAUGUCAACCUCAGCUGAUGGGUAGUAUCUGCUUAGACUGCUGGGUGGACAAAGAUCCCAGGGAUGUUCCUUGGCUUCAUGGGAAGAAGGGACUGCUGCAGCUCAUUAGCGGGAUCUGUAAAUGUGGGUCAUAAACCUGAAAACAAAACGCCAAAAAGGAACAUAUUUUAGCAUCAAAUAUACUGUUUUCUCAUACUUCCUCCACUGUCUUCAUCUCCCCACCCUGCCCUCCCACCUCGGGGUUUCUUAUAACAUUUCCCAGAACUUAUAUGCAUACCCACGGGCCUUGGCUAUGGAAAUGCUGUAAUUACCUGAAACCUCACUAGCCAUAGGAGAAGCUACAGGCACCAAGGCUGGUGGCUCCACCACCAAAGGGAGCACCGUUGCUCGGUCCACCGCUGAAGCCAGCACCGGUGUUCAGUCCACCGCCGAAGCCAACGAUAGAACUGGGUCCACCAUUGAAGCCAAUGCUGGUGCUGGGUUCGCCAGUAAAGCCAAUACUGGUGUUGGAACCACUGCCAAAGCCAAUGAUGGUACUCAGUCCUCCGUCGAAGCUGGUAUUAGGCCCACCACCAAAGCCAUCACUGAUGUUGAGGCUACCACUAAAGCCAGCACUGGUGCCAAGUGUGCUGCCAAAACCAGCAUUGGUGCCCAGUCCUCCACCAAAGCCAUCGCUGGAGAUCAGUCCGCCACCAAAGCCAGCACUGGUGCCUAGUCCACCAUUGAAGCCAGUGCUGGUGCCUAGUCCACCAUUGAAGCCAGUGCUGGUGCUCAGUCCACCACCAAAUCCAGUGCCGGCACUUAACCCAUCGCCAAAGUUAAAACCCACACUGGUGCUAAGCCCGUUACCAAAACUGGCACUGGUAGCUCCACCAAAGCAGGCGCUGGUGCUAGGAGGGCCACCAAAGCAUAGGUUGGUAUUAGGCACAUUACCAAAGAAACUGGUGCUGGGACCUGCACCAAAGCCAAUGCUGGCGCUAGGGGCACUUGCAAAGUCAGUAGUGGUGCUAAGUGCCCCCGUGAAGUCAGCACUAGUGCUGAACAUACCGCCAAAGCCAGAGUUGGUGGUGGGUGCACCACCGAAGCCGGGGCUACCACCAACAGCACUGCUGAAACCAGCACUGGUGUUGAGCGCACCGCCAAAGCCGACACUGGUGCUGAUUGCACCACCAAAGCUAGCACUAGGAUUGGGAGAGCCACUGAAGCAGAUGCUGGUGCUCAGUGUGCUGCCAAAGUCAGCAAUGGUGCUGGAAGAGCCACUGAACGAGACACUGGUGCUGAGGAUGCUAUCAAAACCAGUGCUGGUGCUCGGAGAGCCACCGAAGUAGAUACUAGUACUGAGCGUGCCACCAAAGCUGGCACCAGAGUUGGGAGAGCCACCAAAGCAGACACUAGUACUGAGUGUGCCACCAAAGCCAGUGCUGGUGCUAAGUGCACCGCUAAAGACGGCACCGGUGCUGGGGGCACUGCCAAAGCUGGUACUGGUAAUGAGAGCACCACUGAAGCCAGCAGUGGUGCUCAGUGUGCCUCCAAAGCCAGGGCUGGCCCCGCCACUGAAACUGGUACUGGUGAUGAGUGGGCCACUGAAACUAGAGCUGACCCCACCACCAAAGCUGGCACUGGUAUAAGGUGUGCCACCAAAGCUAACGCUGGCUGUGCUGCUGAAGCUGGCACUGGUGCUGGGUGUGCCACCAAAGCUAAUGCCAGUUCUGCCACCAAAGCCACCACCACUGGGGCUGGGUGCACCACUGAAGCUAAUGCUAGCACCAUUGUGGAAGCUAGCUGCGGUGCCAGCUCCUCUGCUGAAGUCGAUGUUGGUGCUGGCAUCUGCAUUUUCGUGGGCUCUGGCCUCAAUUUCAAAUGAAAAUCUGCUCCACGCCUGAGUAUCAUCGCCUAACUCUUCCCGUGUUAGGCAGUCGAUAUCCAUGUCAUCCCAAUUCCAGGGCCCAGCCACAGCUUCCUCUCCAAUUCCCAUUUGGGCUCUUGCCUCAGCCCUGGCCUCAGCCUCAGCCACAGCCACAGCUGCAGCCUGGACUUCCAUCUCCACCGCCUCCCGGUACUGAGCAGCCCAGUCCUUGGGGUCUUUCUUCUGCACCUGAAAUGGGAAUGAUAAUCAUUAUAAGGAAAAUAACCUUAUAAUUAUGUAUUAAGUGCAUAUUAUGGGCUUGGUAUAAAACUAGUAGCAAUGUUUUUCAAGACUAUCAUGGGUCAGUCUUGAGAUCCAAUUUUAGCUCUAAUGACUUAGGUACUGUGUGACCUUGGAUAAGUUACUUAACCUUAUUGAGCCCAAGUGUCUUCAUCUGUAAUAUGGGAAGUGAUAAGAGAGUAAAUGUGUUAUGGAUUAACUGCUGUGUCUCCCAAAAAUUCAUAUGUUGAAGCACCAGCCCCCAAUGUGACUGUAUUUGGAGAUCGGGCCUUUACAGAGGUCAAGUUAAAUGAAGUCAUAACGGUGCGACUGUGAUCCAAUAGGAUUAGUGUCCCCAUAAGAAGAGGCUCUCUCUCCACCAUCUUAGGACACAGUAAGAAGGCAUCCAUCUGCUUUCCAGGAAAAGAGACCUCAGCAGAAACUAACGCUGUUAUACCUUGAUCUGGUACUUCUAGCCUCCAGGAUUAUGAAAAAAUAAAUUUCUGUCAUUUAAGCCA